GCAGCGUCACUCUUUACUGCUACGCAGUCCGCUACCUUUGAUCUGCCGACUUCAGCGCGAACAACCCUUUCGGCCAUCUUGAUCAUACAUCCGGUAGCAUGUCUGUUCACCCUCAUUAUGCUGGGCAUGUCCGUCGCUGCUCAUUUCCAUGGCCCCUCUCAUUCAUCUCGCUACCUGCUCGUCCUUUUCAUCGUCGGCAUUAUCACCUUCUUACUGUGUCUUGUUUGUUUCUUAGUUGAUGUUCUACUUUUCGUUCCUCACAUGGCUUGGGGUUCCUACAUUGUAUGCGCCUCUACAGUCCUUGUGGCGAUGAGUGGACUUGUUUCGUGCGCUAUGCGCCGUACUGUUGUUAGCAGAAAAGCAAGGAAGAAGCGUAUUGCUGAGAAUGCCGAAAUGAGUGGUGAAAACUACUACAACAGGGAAGCUCAGCGCGAUGUCACAGCUCCUGGCGCAUCAGUCAUGUCGCCCACCGUGCCUGUCCUCAGCGGUGCGAACGGGCCAGCUGAAAACAAGCUCCCGACCUUUGCGACCUAUGAGCAGAAGAAGGACGAUCGCAGCAGCGACGAACGUAUACCACUUACUGCCACCACUCCUUCGCAAAGAUCUCCGAAUGCUGUUUUUGCCUCCACAGAAGGAACUUACGUCAACGCAAGCGACUCCAGUCCGUCUCUGGCCAGGGACCAAUACGGAAAUCCCGUACAGGCUCCUCAGGAUGCAUACGGCGCCAGGCGAGGACCUCCUUCUGAGCGAUCAAUGAACUCUCGAGGCAGAGGAGGACCACCUCCAGCAGGGUACCGUGGCCGUGGAGGCUAUGGCAGAGGAGGUUACGGUCCUAGCUACAACGGCCCAUCUGGCUCGAGGGGCGGAUAUGGCCCUCCAGGCCGAGGUGGUUACGGCCCACCGAAUGGCAGAGGUGGGUAUGGUCCGCCAAGAGCAGGAUACGGCCCGAACGGCGCACGUGGCGGUCGUGCUCCGCCUUCUAAUUACGGUAACGGAUACGGUCGACCUGCGCCGGAUGUGUACGGCAACUACGGAGCUGCUAGAGACGCAUCACCUGGUCGUGCACCUCCGCCGUACGGCACGAACCCAUCGAUGCCGAGUGUCUCAACUGGAACUGUGGGCAGCAGUGGCUAUGAAGCAUACAACCCGGACCGAGCGAGUGUGAGCGAUCUGCCACGAGCGGAGUCUCCCCCACCAUUGCCCGGUACAGAGAAUGCAGCUUUAGCACCACCUGUUGGCCAGGCAGUAGAAAUGGAUGCUUCUACUGGCAGCCCGGCUCAUCCACCCCAAAAUUUCGGUCAAUUUCCGAACCAGCUCAGAGACAGUGAUGCCGAUGUGGCCGGCAUGCUUGCGCUACAACAAGCCAGAACCAAUGGCCCAAGGCGUACCGACACAUACAUGAGCGAGGGUAGCAAGUACAGCCAAGAGGAAGGUGCAUAUGUACCACCACGUCAAGCGUGGGCUCAAGGACCGGGUCGAAACUCACCGAGGAUGCCUUCACCACUACAUGUUCAGCCACGCAAUGCUGACGGACCUUCCGGCACGGCUCCUUCACAGCCAGUCACUGCAGCUAGUGAUUACUAUGAAGAUGUUGACCCACGGUUCGCAGAACCUUCGGUACCAAGAACACUGCAACCUGGCCCUGGCCCGGAUCCAGCUACCUUUGAAGAUCCCCAUUAUGCAGGAGCUAGAAGCCCUGCUAUUUCGGAGAGAUCGACUUUCACAUCGGUGUCACAGCGGGGUGUGAAUCCACGGUGGAACCCACCUCCCGGCCCGCCGGGCGCUUUCGGUGCACAAAUUCCUCGCAGGCCGGUAAAUCGGAAUGAAGUGAACGUUCUUUAUAGCAACCCGGACUUUCAAAUGCCGAGUAGUCGAGGAAAUAAUGUGCCCGGAAGAGGACGCAUGGACGGGGCUUACCCAGGCUUAUAAAUUUCGACUCAGCAUUUCGCAAUUCACUAUCGCCGCAGCAAACCUAUUUACCGCGACGACCUAAUUGAUGUAUAUUUGAUAUAGACGGAAGCAGGAUACGGCAAAGCUUAUCCUGUUCCAAUGGUAGCCCUGAUACGAGCAAACAUCUUGGAGAGUCAUUUUCACUCGAAACAUGAAAUCUGUU
Truncatella angustata is the source of this 2113-nucleotide messenger RNA. RefSeq lists its product as uncharacterized. The record is from RefSeq and is a predicted model, not a curated record. NCBI's taxonomy places the organism in Eukaryota, Fungi, Ascomycota, Sordariomycetes, Amphisphaeriales, Sporocadaceae. Gene Ontology annotation, cellular component: cell division site; growing cell tip; plasma membrane. The transcript is spliced from 2 exons. Bases 118 to 1929 code for a protein of 603 amino acids.